GGUUAUAGGAUGAGGAAGGGACCUACUCUUUCCCUUAAUUGGAACAAAAAGCUCAGUCCUUCUAAACUGAGCCCUCAACAAAUCUUCACAAAACCUGAAAGCAAUUUGUAGAAAAAAGCACAAAAAAAAAGUUCCCCUUUUUCCAUUGAUGUCUGAUAGCUGUAACUCUCGUCAUUUUUCAUGGCUAAUGAAAUCUUGUUUUCCCAAUACACAAGACCCACCACCCCACCAACCUACCCCCACCAUUUUAACCACCACUAUUUCUUCACUACCAGAUGAACUUCUUCUUGAAUGUUUAUCAAGAGUUACUGAUUCUUCACUUCCUUCAUUGCCUUUAGUUUGUUCUCGUUGGUCUCACCUUCUUGAUUCUCCGACUUUUCACCUUCUCCGUCACCGGAAUAACCUUUUACAAUUUACCCUUUUCGCCUUUUCGAUUUCUAACGGAACUCUUUUAACCGCUAGUUACAACGUAUCCAGUGUAAUCCCACGAAUAGGGUCUGAGGAGGGUAGACUGGACGCGGACCUUACAUCUAAUUUGGGAGUUAGAGAGACUGUUUUCGAUAUACCCUCGGCUAGUGUCAGAUUGAACAAUACUUACAACAACAACAACCCCAAUGUAGGAGAGGGUAGAGCGUACGUAGGUUUGAUCCCUAUCUUGGGAGGUACAGAAGUUGUUUCCGAUAGAUACUUAGCUAGAUUGAACAACAACUAUAACAACAAUAACAUACCGAGUGUAAUCCCACGAAUGGGGUUUGGUGAGGGUAGAGAGACUCUUUCUGAUAGAUCCUCGGCUAGAUUGAACAAUAAUUACAACAACAUACCGAGUUUAAUUUCAAGAAUGGGGUUUGGGGAGGGUAGAGAGACUGUUUUCGACAGAUGCUCGGCUCGAUUAAACAAUAAUUCCACAUGGAAAAUUUGUUCUUUUGAACAACAUGGGUCUUUAUAUUCUUUGUUUUCACAUUUUCGUUUAUCAGCAAUUGGUCGGAAAAUCUACGUUAUUGGUCGGACAGCUAUGUUAAGGUGUGACACGUGGACAGGUAGUGUUGUUCCAUUACAAGGGCCUGUUUUUCCUAGGAAGAAAUUUGCUGUUGCUGUUGUAUGUGGGAAAAUAUAUGUUGCUGGAGGUUGUACAGCGGUGGAGGAGUAUGAUCCAAUGAGUGACACGUGGCGCGUGGUGGCUAACGCGCCGAGGAAAAGGUAUGGGUGUGUUGGCGCGUCGGUUGAUGGUGUGUUUUAUAUCAUCGGUGGACUCAAACUCAGCAGCGCGUCGGGAAAUGAUCUGGUGGCGCGUGGAACCCGUGCAUCGGAUGCAGCCCAUGUAUACGCUAGCUCAAUGGAUUUAUACGAUGCUGUUAAUGGUGUUUGGUUACGCAGCCGAUCCGUUCCUGGAGGCGGCUGCGUGGUGGCAGCAUGUGCUGCUGCCGGAGAAAUAUACAUACUUUCCAGCCAUGCAGUGGAGCUAUCAUUCUGGAAAUUUAACGGGUCACGAAAAUGUACCCGUUUUGGUGAAUGGUGUAGGAUAAAAUCGCCACCAUUGCCGGCGCAAGUUAGAUUAGACAGUACUGUGAGAUUUAGUUGUGUUGGGAUUGGAGAGACAGUGAUGUUAGUACAAGUAAAUGGUUGUAUUGAUGAUUUGUUAAGGCGAAGUGGGAGAAUAGAGAGAGGGAUGAAGGAAGGGUUGGUGUUGGUUUAUGAUUGUGUCGUUGGUGAAUGGAGCAGAGUUGCUGAUUUGCCAGGGGUGAUUCGCCGAUCUGCUUGUGUCGGUGUUGAGUGCUAAUUUAUCAUUUGUAAUUGAUCCCAUUCACAUUGUUGUAUGUUAUUCUUUAGAAACAAUUAUCUUUUCUUUUGGGGCGGCACAAUAAAAUUGGUGGCCUAAAGCUAAAUCAUUAAAGAAACUUUAAUCUUAUUUCAUAAUAUGGUGACAGAGAUGUACCCGAUUUGGUGAAUGGUGUACGGUGAGAUUUAGUUGUGUUGAGAUUGGAGAAAAGAUGUUGUUAGUACAAGUAAAUGGCUGUAUUGAUGACUUGUUAAGGAGGAGUGGGAGAGCAGAGAGGAGGAUGAAGGAGGGGUUGGUGUUGGUUUAUUAUUGUGUUGCUGGAGAAUGGAGCAGAGCUGCUGAUUUGCCGAUCUGCCUGUGUCAGUGUUGACUGCUAAUUUAUCAUUUGUAAGUGAUCACAUUCACAUUGUUGUAUGUUAUUCCUUGAAAAAGUUAUCUUUUUCGUCGAGAGCGGCUCAAUAAAAUUGGUGGCCUAAAGCCAACUCAUAAAAGAGGCUUUAAACUUAUUUUGUAAGAUUCAUAUACGACCCGACGAGCAACACGUGGCGCGUGGUGGCUAAUGCGCCGAGAAAGAGGUAUGGUUCAGUCUAGCAUUUUGGAAGUUUAAUGGGUCACAGAAAUGUACCCGAUUUAGUUGUGUUGGUAUUGGAGAUAAGGUGGUAUUAGUACAAAUUAAUGGUUGUAUUGAUGAUUUGUUAGGGAGGAGUGGAAGAAUAGAGAGAGGAUGAAGGAGGGGUUGGUGUUGGUUUACGACUGUGUCGCUGGAGAAUGGAGCAGAGCUGCUGAUUUACCGGAGGUGAUUCGCCGAUCUGCCUGUGCCUUUGUUGAGUGCUAAUUUAUCAUUUGUAAUUUAUUCCAUUGACAUUGUUUAUGGUAUGUUAUUCUUUGAAAGACGACUCAAUAAAAUUAGUGACUUAGCCAAAUCAUCAAAGAAACUUUGAAGUUGUUUCCCAAUGAUUCUGAAAAUUUAACGGAUCACAGAGAUGUACCCGAUUCAGUGAAUGACAGUGAGAUUUAGUUGUGUUGGGAUUGGAGAAAAGGUGGUUUUAGUACAAAUUAUUGGUUGUGUUGAUGAUUUGUUAAGGAGGGAGUGGGAGAAUUGAGAGAGGGGUGAAGGAAGGGUUGGGGUUGGUUUAUGAUUGUGUCGCCGGAGAAUGGAGUAGAGGUGUUGAUUUGCGUAGGGAUUUAGCAGCUCAGUUAGUUGGCUACGUGAAUUUUUAUCUUAUUAGUGAGGAUUCAAAUCUCACGUUAUAAUUCCCUUCCCCUACCCUUUAUGUAAUAAAAAUUGUUUUUAAAAAAUCAAGAGCUGCUGAUUAGCCGGAGGUGAUUCGCCGAUCAGCCUGUGUUUGUGUUGAGUGCUAA
Messenger RNA from Lycium barbarum (goji berry), 3139 nucleotides. Its product is annotated as F-box/kelch-repeat protein At5g26960. The transcript has 2 exons. The record is from RefSeq and is a predicted model, not a curated record. The coding region runs from base 149 to 1777 and encodes 542 amino acids. Lineage: Eukaryota; Viridiplantae; Streptophyta; Magnoliopsida; Solanales; Solanaceae. Gene Ontology annotation, molecular function: protein binding.